This is a messenger RNA of Rosa rugosa (rugosa rose), 1530 nucleotides long. Its product is annotated as beta-glucosidase 24-like. Gene Ontology annotation, biological process: carbohydrate metabolic process. The record is from RefSeq and is a predicted model, not a curated record. The coding region runs from base 211 to 1530 and encodes 439 amino acids. The transcript has 12 exons. NCBI's taxonomy places the organism in Eukaryota, Viridiplantae, Streptophyta, Magnoliopsida, Rosales, Rosaceae. Gene Ontology annotation, molecular function: beta-glucosidase activity.
GCUAAGAUAAAGUUCCAGGCAUUGCACAUCAAUGUAUCAAACCCUAAAGAAUUAAAAGUGAAGUGGUCCGACUUCCCCAAUGAUUUUGCAUUUGGAGUCAGCACUGCUGCUGCACAGAUUGAAGGAUUAACAAAUAAAGCAGGACGAGGACCAAGUGUUUGGGACGAGUUUGUUAAGACAUUCCCAGAACGCAUUGCAGACCAUUCUACCAUGUCUACGGCAAUUGACUCAUACAAGCGAUACAAGGAAGAUGUGAAGGCAGUGAAAGCCCUUGGAGUUGAUUCUUAUAGAUUUUCCAUCUCUUGGACCAGGAUUCUCCCCAAGGGAACCUUGAGUGGAGGAAUAAACCAAGAGGGUAUUGAUCACUACAACAACUUGAUUGAUGAACUAAUCAAGAAUGGCAUCACACCCUAUGUAACCAUAUUACAUUUCGAUCCACCACAAGCCUUGACAGUCAAGUAUGGAGGCUUUCUGGAUCGCUCCUUUGUGGAUGACUUUAAGGAUUACAGUGAACUUUGCUUUAAGAUCUAUGGAGAUAGAGUCAAAAAUUGGAUUACAAUCAACGAGCCUUUUAUUAUAGCCAAAAUGGGCUAUGAUCUUGGGGUUGCUCCACCAGGCAGGUGUUCCAUACCAGGUGGUCAUUUCCAUUAUUGCACAGCUGGAAAUUCAUCUACUGAACCUUACAUUGUGGUUCAUAACCUUCUCCUUGCCCAUGCCACUGUUGUUAAGCUCUAUAGAGAAAAGUUUCAGACAAAACAAGGUGGACAAAUUGGAUGGAGUCUUGUAGGUUCAUAUGUUGAGCCUUAUUCAAAUUCAUCUAAGGACAAAGCUGCAGCAAAAAGAAUUUUGGACUUUGAACUUGGAUGGUUCAUGGAACCAAUAGUAUAUGGACAUUAUCCAAAGAGUAUGAGGCGCUUGGUCAGGAAAAGGCUACCCCGUUUCACCAAAGAAGAGAAGAAAUUGAUUAAAGGAUCCUUUGAUUUCAUUGGCAUCAACUAUUAUACCUCGAGAUAUGGUAGAAACAUUCCAGCACGUCUAGAUAUGCCAAACUUCUAUCGCUAUGAUCCUCUAGCGUCAUCAGAGCCCAAGAAUGUAAAUGGAGUCCCAAUUGGUCCUCAGGCUGAUGGUAGCAUGUUCAUCUUGUCUUAUCCACAAGGUCUCAAGAAACUUUUGAAGUUCAUGAAGCGAAAAUACCAGAGCCCUAAGAUCUACAUUUCCGAAAAUGGAAUUACAGAGGCAAAGGACGAUAAGCGUGGACUCGAUGUAGCACUGAAGGAUCCACAUAGAAUUGAAUGUAUUCUUCGGCAUUUGUACAUGAUCAAGCAGGCCAUAAAGAAGGGUGUGAACGUCAAAGGAUAUUUCCACUGGGCUUUAUUUGACGAUUUUGAGUGGGGGGAAGGCUAUGUCCCAAGGUACGGGCUUUAUUACGUCGACUACAAAGACAAUCUCAAGCGCAUUCCUAAAGAAUCUGCAAAGUGGCUCCCUAAAUUCCUAAAAGGCGAUGAUGCGAUAGUUAGCCAUAAGCUGUAG